AUGCCCGCCCCAGGCCGGCCGCCGCCUCCGGCCUCGCCACGGCAGUACUCCGGCCUCCUCGGCGCGCUCCACCACUGCAUCUCGGGCGGCAACGCCCCCGCCGCCGUCUCCCUCCUGCCCACCCUCGCCCGCGCCGGCCUGCGCGCGCCGUUCCCGCUCCUCUCCUCCCUCGCGGGCCUCCUCCUGCUCCGCCCAGCCGCGCCGUCCUUCCCCUCCCUGGCUGGACGCCUCCUCCUCUACGUCCGCCUCGCGGGCCUCAAGCGCCUUGUCCCCUGCUCCACUCAGCUGGCUGACCGCCUCCUGUCGCUGCACUUCCUCCUCGGCCGCCCCGCCGACGCCCGCCGGCUGUUCGCCAAAAUGCCCCGCCCCAGCCUCCACUCCUACAACGCCAUGCUCGCGGGGUACGCGCGCCUGGGGCUCGCGGCGCCCGCUGCCGAGGUCUUUGCCAACAUGCCACACCGGGAGCUCGUCUCCUACAAUGCUGUUAUGCUUGCGCUCGGGCGCGGCUGUGAAGCGCGUGCAGCCGUGGAGCUGUACUCCAAUCUCCGGAACACGUACCCUUCCCUUGGGUACAGCCAUCGCACCUUCAUCGCGCUCCUUGGGGCCUGUGCCGAGCUCAUGGACAGCGAGCUUGCCACGCAAUUCCAUGGCCAUUUGGCGGUUCUCGGGUUCCUAUCUGAUGUCAGCAUUGCCAGCUCUCUUCUUGAUGUGUACAGCAAAUGCGGUUGCACUGAUGAUGCUAGGAAUCUGUUUGACGAAAGGCCUACCAAAGAUUUGCGUAUGUGGACAACAAUAGUUUGUGCCUGUGCUGAAGAUGGCCAAUUGGCUACUGCUCGUGAGCUAUUUAAUCAGAUGCCAGAGAAGAAUGUAUUUUCAUGGAAUGCCCUCGUCAAGGGAUAUGUUUGCCACGGGAAGCCUGUGGAAGCACUGAAUAUGUUCCAACACUUGAUGAGGGAAGGUUUGCAGCCAGAUCAAUUCACCUUUGCUAGUUGUCUGAGUGCAUGUGCAGCUAUGCCUAUGCAUUCACUGAAACUUGGGCAGCAGAUCCAUGGAAUGUUGCUAAGAAGUGGCUUUGAUCGAAGUGUAAUGAUCAUUAGCUCACUCAUUGACAUGUAUUCAAAAUGUGGCUAUUUGGAUGGUGCCAUACAGGUGCUUGGUGGACUAACAGGUAGGGAGAGGAAGAGUGCUAUGUUGUGGAAUGGCAUGUUGUCUGCUCUAUGCCAUCAUGGGCAUGCACAGGAUGCGAUUGGAUUCUUUGUUCAGAUGAUUCAUGAGAGACUGAAGCCUGAUGCUAAUACAUUCUUCCUGGUUUUGACAGCUUGCUGCCAUUGCAGCCUAGUUGAAGAGGGGAUGAAAUUCUUUGAUUUGAUGAAUGAGAGAUACAGGAUUGUGCCAGGACAAGACCAUUGUUUGUGUAUGGUGGAUUUGGUUAGCCACGCAUCACCCGAUGAUAAAGUAGUUGAAUGGAUCAAAAGCUCACCGUUUAGUUUUAACGAAAGAUUUUGGGAGAUUUUGGUUAGGAGUUGCACCAUACAUGGGAACAGAGAAUUGUUGAAUAAGGUAGAGAAGCAACUGGGCAAAUUGGAUCAUCCAGAGUAA
Panicum virgatum (switchgrass) is the source of this 1599-nucleotide messenger RNA. Its product is annotated as pentatricopeptide repeat-containing protein At2g21090-like. Gene Ontology annotation, biological process: RNA modification. Bases 1 to 1599 code for a protein of 532 amino acids. Gene Ontology annotation, molecular function: protein binding; RNA binding. The record is from RefSeq and is a predicted model, not a curated record. The transcript has a single exon. Lineage: Eukaryota; Viridiplantae; Streptophyta; Magnoliopsida; Poales; Poaceae.